Messenger RNA from Sinocyclocheilus grahami, 380 nucleotides. Its product is annotated as DNA replication licensing factor mcm4-like. The record is from RefSeq and is a predicted model, not a curated record. Lineage: Eukaryota; Metazoa; Chordata; Actinopteri; Cypriniformes; Cyprinidae. The coding region runs from base 10 to 234 and encodes 74 amino acids. The transcript is spliced from 2 exons.
UGGACAGGGAUGAGUGCUACAGCACGCAAGCGUAAGGAGGAAGUGGCUCAGGCUCUGAAGAAACUCAUCCAAUCAAAGGGCAAAACACCAGCUAUGAAGUACCAGCAGCUGUUUGAUGAUCUUCGUGGCCAGUCAGAAGCGGCCAUCACAAAGGACAUGUUCGAAGAGGCUCUCAGAGCACUUGCUGAUGAAGAUUAUCUGACCGUCACUGGAAAGACUGUUCGGCUUCUGUGAACGCGCGCUGCGCCUGACUGCUGCUUCCUCCCUUUUGUUACUUGCUUUAUCCUAUUCUCUGUUUCUAUAGAGCAAUUAUUGUUAAUAGUGAUAUGUAUGGACAAUUUCUGGCUGCAAUAAAUGCAUUUUGUUGUUCAAGAGAAGAC